Messenger RNA from Microplitis mediator, 965 nucleotides. RefSeq lists its product as uncharacterized. NCBI's taxonomy places the organism in Eukaryota, Metazoa, Arthropoda, Insecta, Hymenoptera, Braconidae. The record is from RefSeq and is a predicted model, not a curated record. The coding region runs from base 162 to 578 and encodes 138 amino acids. The transcript has 3 exons.
CGUCGAUUCUAUUAUUACUAAUUCAAAACCUACGCAAGUGUAUUUAAACACUCUUACUUCCUAGACCUAUUCAGUGCACUAGUCUCUUUCGCAAAACUAGUCAUUCUAAAUCUUAUAACUUUUGCUCUACUUUCUUUGUUCUUUUGUGUUAUUUCAUUAAAAUGCAGUCAAAAUAUACGUGUUAUGUGCCUAUUGAAUGGAAUAACUAUGGUGAAAAAUUUCUUAUCAACGAAGUAAGAAAUAAAGCAAUAAAUCAGUGGAGAGAACACCAACGGCUCGAGGGAACAACAGUACGGUUAGGAGACGUAACAGCGAUAUUAAGUCAUGCGGGGUACUAUGUAUGGAUGCGUAAAUCUUGUGACCGAAGAAAUUAUCCUAUUACGAAUGAAUACUUUGGAAUCACUUUGGAUUGCAUUCUCUGCUCACACUUAGUUGGGCAGAUGGAAGCCUACCCAACAAAGGCAGUAAGUUAUGUCUUAUGCACUAGCAUCAAUAACCACUGGAAUAAUUACAAAAAAGUGGAGGGCACUGUUGUGAAAAUUGGUGAUGUGGCAGCGAAAUCAAAGUACCGAAACUAACGCUUUCGGAUGCACAGGUAUGGAAACUAUGAUGCAAAUCAUAUCCCUGCGAAUAUUCUUUGACUUACUCAGAGCAUUGUGAGUGUCCACGUAAAUAAGUACAUUCUGUUACAUAACCUGCUGUUAAUGUCUUCGUUUCUAGGUCUUUUAUUAAGAAUUAUGCUUUCCGGCUAGAACGUUAAGGUCCAUUUUAAGAGUUGUUUUAUAUAAUUUUCUAUUGGUACUUUUUUCACAAUUUAAUGAUGGACUGUUAACUAUUAAUAAAUAAAUUAUUGUUUUGGAAGUUUUAUUCCUUAUUAUUACUAUAACUUCCCUAAAGCACCAGCUUGUUGAUUAUUGAGAACUUCCUGAAGUCACUAUAGCAAACAAAAUGAUGCGCAAAGUCAU